UUCACUUCCUGACCCGCACCGCAGAGUCUCCGCACACAAACAUCACCAAAUCACUGUGUGUCUUAAUUAUCUCUCAUAAUGAGAGGAACACACAUUAUAUUUGAACUUGAGCAUAAAUGAAACCCGUUUCUGAGGGGUUCGUGCUGAAACUCAAGUGUGCCAAGAAGCAUGAACCUGCACCAGGUGCUCACGGGGGCCGUCAAUCCCGGAGACAACUGCUUCUCUGUGGGCAGUGUCAACAACCAGCCCUUCACGGCGUACGCCUCUGGCUGUGAUAUUGUCAUUCUGGGAAGUGACUUUGAAAGGAUCCAGAUCAUCCCGGGAGCCAAACAUGGUAACAUUCAGGUGGGCUGCGUGGACUGCUCACUGCAGGGUGGACAGAUCGCUGCGUCGUAUGGAAACAUUGUUUGUAUGUUUGAGCCGGUGGAGGUCAGUCCGCAAGGGAAAGCACAAAACCAGAAGCUGAAUUAUCAUUGGCAGAAGAGCGGGCAGUUUGUUCUGCAGUCGGUCGCACACAUCCUGACAUGGCACCCCACCGGUUCAUAUCUCCUGACGGGCUCGGCGUGUCUGCAGAUGUGGUGUGAUUUUCAGUCCAGCACAGAGACCGGAGAAGAGGCCGAAACAGCUGGUCCUCAGCGCUCCUGGAGAUGCGUAUGGCAAUGCAAAUCUGCGGCUCCCACUCACUUCAUCAAGUUUUCCCCGGAUGGAGAGUUUUUUGCGACCGCAGGACAGGACGACUGUCUGGUGAAGGUGUGGUACAGCACCAGUAAAUGGCAGGCGGACAUCACCAAACUCUUCACGCCGCUGGACGUGCGCUCAGGAGCCGAGAUCAACUUCUCCUUCAUUUACCUGGCUCACCCUCGAUCCGUCACUGGCUUCUCCUGGAGGAAGACCAGCAAAUACAUGCCCAGUGGCACCGUGUGUAAUGUCCUGCUGACCUGCUGCAAGGACAGCGUGUGUCGCCUAUGGGCCGAAACACUGUUGCCCAGUGACUGUCUGCUGUCUGGACUCAGACACAAUUACAGCAGCAACGAUAUGAAGGCUAACAACAUGAAGAAAUCCUCCAGCAACAUGCGAGCGCAGAACCAGAACCCGAUGGAGCUGAAGCUGAAGCCGUCGUGGAGAGAGGAGGUGCGCUGUUUAUCUCAGCUCUCAUAUACCGGUCCUCUGCCCCAGCAGCAGAACAAACACUAUGCCCACCGAACCAACAUGCUGCACGCCAACGCACUGUGCCACUUUCACAUCGCCGCCAGCAUUAACCCAGCCACAGACAUCCCUCUGCUGCCCUCCAUCUCAUCCAUGAACGGCUCUGAUGAGGAGGAACCGGGCGGCCCCUUCACCGUUCACUGGCUCAACAACAAAGAGCUGCACCUGACGCUGAGUAUGGAGGUGUUUCUACAGCAGCUGAGGAGCAGCGGCGAGCAGAACGGACCCACAGAGCGCUACGAUGCUGAUGAGGAGGGGAGCGCUGCUGAUGCUGCGGCUCCGAGCUCCAUUGCUCUCCCUGCGGCGGCUGUGGAUCAUCAGGUGGACGUGCUGCUGGGUGACUGGAACCGAGCGGCAGACAUGCUGUUCAGCAUCCACCCCAUGGACGGAUCACUGCUGGUGUGGCACGUCGACUGGCUGGACGAGUACCAGCCCGGCAUGUUCCGACAGGCACAGGUUUCCUUCGUGUCCAGGAUUCCCGUGGCCUUCCCCACCGGUGACGCCAACUCACUCAGCCGCAGUGUGGUUAUGUAUGCCUGCAACAGAAACGUGGACCUGGCCAUCCAGCAUGGCCGUCAGCGUCCUGCGGGCCUCCCGCACUCGUCCUCCGCUCUGAUCGGCCUGAGUCACAACAAACCCACCUCCAACAGCCUGCGUCUCAGCAUCUUCACCCCCAGCGUCCUGAUGAUCUCCAAACACGCCGACGGCUCGCUCAACCAGUGGGCCGUCAGCUUCGCUGAGGACUCAGCCUUCUCCACGGUGCUCAGCGUCUCUCACAAGUCACGAUACUGCGGCCACCGCUUCCACCUCAACGAUCUGGCCUGCCACUCGCUGCUGCCACUGCUGCUCACCACCUCGCACCACAACGCCCUGAGGACACCUGACGGGGAGGCCGCUCUGACCCGGCCCACCGCUGCACCGUCCCGCAGGAGCAGAGUGUCAUCCGGCGGUGUCUCACAGGAUCCCAACGCCAUCUACAGCGAGCUGAUCCUGUGGCGGGUGGAUCCGGUGGGUCCGCUGUCGUUCUCAGGCGGCGUGUCGGAGCUGGCCAGGAUCAACUCGCUGCAUGCAUCUGCCUUCUCUAACGUGGCCUGGUUACCCGCGCUCAUCCCCAGCAACUGCCUCGGUGUGUAUGGAAACUCACCCAGUGCCUGCUUCAUCGCCAGUGACGGACACUCGCUCCGGCUCUAUCAGGCCAUUAUCGAGGCCAAAAAGCUGCUGAGUGAACUCUCCAACCCUGACAUCUCCAAAUAUGUCGGAGAGGUGUUUAACAUCAUCAGCCAGCAGUCGACGGCCAGACCAGGAUGCAUCAUUGAGCUUGAUGCCAUCACAGACUUUCAGGGGAAAGAGACGCAGCUGUUGCACGUGUUUGAAGAGGACCUGAUCUUGGGAAACGAGAAAAUAGACGAUUACCUUCAGGAUUCUGUUCCCAGCCGGACGCUCUUCUCCGCUCGCUUCUUCCUGGUGGUGAUGGAGAUCACUCAGAGCGGCAGGUCACUCCUGCACAUGUGGCAUCUACAGCUGGACGCAGUUCCUGCCAUUAUGGGGCAAACUCCAGACAGAGAGAAUGUGGCUCCAUCACCUUUGAACAACUCACAGUUUAACUUUGAGACGGUCGGCUCACCACAAACCCCGAGACCCAAACUAAACACGUCCAACCUCCAGAGCGCCUGCCGCCUCACUCUGACCAACACCAAAGUCUUCAGCCAGGAGCUCGAUCUGCCACAGGGUGUGGAAGUCUUGCGUGUAUCACCUGCUGCAGGUCAUUUGAGCGCUUCAUCUCUGCAGCCGGCCGGCCAGGCUCCGUAUCUGCUGGCCACGUCCUGCUCAGACGGAUCCGUCAGGUUCUGGAGGUGCAGCGCCGUCACUGACCCCGAUGGCUCUGCUGCCCCGUCAUACGUCUGGGAGGAGUGGCCUCUGCUGGUGGAGGAGGGCGUGGCCAGCAGCAGCGCUCUGAGUGUGUCCGGUCAGCUCAUGGGUCUCAGCUGCUGCCACACCAGCAGAGUUGCAGUAGCGCACAGGAGCGACGUAAUGACCGCCAUUGAGCCGCUUAUGCAUGUCAGCAUAUUCCAGUGCGACUCUACUGGAGGAUCUCAGUGGAUACUAGAGCAGACGCUUAAAGUCUGCGGCUCCUACAGCCCGAGUGCGAACGACUGUGAUAGGAGCCUGAAUAACGAUUGUUUAUUUGUCGGCAGUAAGAAGCAGGUGCACUUAGAUUGGGUUUCCAGAGAAGACGGUUCUCAUACAUUAACUGUGGGUCUGGGAUCCAAACUUUACAUGUACGGGAUGCUUUCAGGAAAACCUCCAGAUCUGGGACUGUCCGAUAGCAGUAGGGAGCACCGCAGCUCCCGCAUGGUGCUCCUGCGAGUGGUGGAUCUGGUGUCAUCGGUUGAAGGUUCGCCACCCAUUCCUGUCUCUCUGUCUUGGGUGCGAGAUGGCAUCUUAGUAGUCGGGAUGGACUGCGAGAUGCAUGUCUACUCUCAAUGGCAGCCGCCGGCUCCGAUCAAACCGACACUUGGCGGUAGCGUGACGUCGCUCAACUCUGUGGUGAAACAGGAUGGACUUAGUCUGAAUCCUUCUAAAAAGACCCUCACCAGAUCCAUGACUAGUUUGGCUCAGAAACUCAGUGGAAAGAGAACAGUGUACGACCUCCCGGCUGAGAUGGAGGAUUCUGGGUUGUUUGAGGCGGCGUAUAACCUUUUCCCGACUUUGCCGCAGUAUCAUCCGGUGCAGCUGCUGGAGCUUAUGGACCUCGGGAAGGUGCGACGGGCCAAAGCUAUCCUGUCCCAUCUGGUGAAAUGCAUUGCUGGGGAAAUCGUGUCUAUGAAGGACACUACGAUUAACCAGGAGCGCCGUCUGCGCUCACUCACCAUCAGCGCCAGCGGAAGCACCUCCAGAGACCCGAAGAUGUUCAGCAAGGCUGAAAGCUCGGACUACACCGAGAUCGACUCAAUCCCGCCGCUGCCUUUGUAUGCGCUGAUAGCCGCCGACGAGGAAACGGCUCCUAGUGCCAAAGAAAGAACAGAGAGCGUGAGCACCCACGGUGCCCGUACAUCCAGCCAAACGGAUGCUUAUGACGAGCUCUUCCAGACCACUGGCGUCAGUACAGAUGACUUGGAUCCUUUUGACGGAGACGAGGAGGACGCUAAUGCUAAAGUCAUCGAUCUGUCAAAGUACAGCCCCACGUUUUUCGGCUCUGAGCACGCACAGGUGUUAUCGGGACACCUGCUUCACUCUAGCUUACCGGGGCUUACGCGCAUGGAGCAGAUGUCUCUGAUGGCCUUAGCGGACACCAUCGCUUCCACCAGCACUGACAUUGGAGAAAGCCAAGGGAAAGGACAAGGUGGAGAGACACUGGAUGAAUGUGGGCUAAGGUUUCUCCUGGCCGUUCGUCUGCACACCUUCCUCCUCACGUCUCUACCUCCAGCUCAUCGAGCUCAGCUCCUCUGUCAAGGAUUGUCCACCUGCCACUACGCCUGGGCGUUCCACUCCGAGGCUGAAGAGGAGCUGCUCAACAUGCUUCCAACCCUGCAGAAAGGAGAGCCUACAUGGCCGGAGCUGAGAGCCAUGGGAGUGGGCUGGUGGCUUAGGAGCACCAAUAAGCUUCGCAGAUGUAUUGAGAAGGUAGCAAAAGCUGCUUAUCAGAGAAACAACGACCCGUUAGAUGCAGCCUUGUUUUAUCUGGCCAUGAAGAAGAAAGCUGUGGUCUGGGGACUCUACAGGUCCCACCAGAACGUGAAGAUGACGGCGUUCUUCAGCAAUAACUUCAGUGAAGACCGCUGGAGGAAGGCAGCACUGAAGAACGCAUUCUCUCUGCUCGGAAAGCAACGUUUUCAGCAUUCAGCGGCUUUCUUUCUGCUGGCUGGAUCCCUGAAAGAUGCUGUUGAGGUUUGUAUAGAGAAGAUGCAGGAUCUUCAGCUGGCUCUGGUGGUCUGUCGGCUGUACGAGUCUGAGUUUGAGAUGUCCUGCACCUACAAGCGGAUCCUGCAGAGGCACGUGUUGGGUCAGGACCACCAGAUCGCGGGCCAUCAGGACCCUUUCUUACGCAGCAUGGCGUACUGGGUGUUAGAUGACUACAGCAAGGCUUUGGACACACUGCUCGAGCCCAAUAUAGACACGUCACAUGAAGGAAGCGCCGGAUCGUCUCCCUGUAGUCCUGAUGUUUUUAACUUCUACACCUACCUCCGCACGCACCCGCUGCUGCUUCGCCGUCACUUCGGCUCCUCUGAUAAAGCUAAAGUGGGUCUGACCGCUGAAGGACGUGCCGUCGAUUCCAUCAGCCUCACGGAGCGGAGACUCUUCUUCACCGCCGCUUACGCUCACUUACAGGCUGGCUGUCCCAUGCUGGCUUUAGAAGUGCUCUCCAAAAUGCCAAAGGUGGUAAAGCGCUCGAAGCCAUGCGAGAAUCCGUCCGCGUCGUUGAGCGAGCACAAGGACCAGGCCUCGGCUCUGGACUGGUCUCAGCCGGUUCUCAACGGUUUGGAGUCUGUGUCCUCGCUCUCGUCUCCUAGAGAGGACAGUCAGUCGGAUUCGGUGCUCAGUUUUGACUGGAGUCAGCCGUCCGUCACCUUGCAGGACGAGCCUCUGGAGCUCAAGUGGGACAGCGACAAAGACGAAUCGGACGAAGAAGAAUCAGGCCUGGCGAUGAAGACCAUCCAUCCGGAGAAAGACGGCGGAGCUCCAGAAGUGACGUCCACCCCCUCGGAUUACGUUGAAGAUGAUUCACCCGCCCUGACCGAGGACAUCCUCGCCGCCCAGCUGAAGUUCAGCUCCUGCCUGAAGAUCCUCACCACUGAGUUACGGACGCUCUCCACGGGCUACGAGCUGGACGGAGGAAAGCUGCGCCAUCAGUUGUGCCACUGGCUGGAGCGUGCCGUGGCGGCACUGCAGAGAUGCUGCGGAUACAACCCCUUUCUCCAGCACCUGCCUGAAGGCAUCUCGGCCGACCUGAGCCAGGUGGAGGAUCUGGAGGAGCAGGGUGCGGCGGAGCAGGCCAGAGAGCUGCAGCACCGGCGCAGGCUGUGGCUGAAGAGGAACCAGCCUUUGCUGCGCAUCUUUCUGAGUUACUGCAGCCUGCACGGAUCUCACGGAGGAGGACUGGCCUCUGUCAGGAUGGAGCUCAUUCUGCUGCUGCAGGAGUCUCAGCAGGAUGGUGGUCUGCAGAUCUCCGCUCCCGCUUCGCAGCACCUGUCAGUUCCUCUUUUCCUGGCGUGGACCGCCAGCUCCAAAACGGUAGUGGCCAAUCCCAUAGUGCACCUGACCAACCUCACGCACGACAUACUGCACACCAUCAAUGCUCUGGAUGCGCCUCCGCACCCCGAUAUCGUCAACAACGAGAUCUAUGUGAUGCACACGCUGGCAGCCUCUCUCUCCGCCUGCAUCUAUCAGUGUCUCUGUGACGGACACAGUUACAGCCAUGUGAAUCCGUUCACGGGCAUCACCUACCAGAGCGUCCUGCUUACCCAUCAGCCCCCGGUGAGGAGCGUCAGCAUGGAGGAGGCCGUCCUGCCCAACACCUCUCCCGCGCAGUGGCCUGGUGUGAGCGUCUUGAUGCGGCUGCUGAGCGCGUCCGGAGAGGAGAAUCAGCCGGGCCUGCCUGUGGUUCUUUGUGAGAUCCUGACUGCUGUCUUCCUCAGCCUGUUCGUCCACGGUCUGGCCACUCACUCCACCCACGAGCUCUUCCGCAUCGUCGCUCACCCGCUCAACAGCAAGCUGUGGGUGGCUGUGUUCGGCGGUGGAGCGCGUGUUCAUGUGCCAGAGAAACCCAGCUCACCCACAGUGGAGGAUGUGGAGCGGAAGCAGCGGCGUUUCCAUCUGCGCUCAUCACGCAGUAACUCCAGAGAGGUUCCCGACAGUCCGCUCAGUCCCAGACCCAUGGCGAUGGAGCCGGAAUCAUCCGUCUGUAAAGAGCGUUUCGUGCCGCCUGAGCUUAGCAUCUGGGAUUAUUUUAUCGCGAAGCCGUACCUGCCUUCGUCUGUCAGCCGAGUGGAGUACGACUCUGAGGAGAGCCAGGGCAGUGAGGACGAGGAGGAGGAUGAUGAUGAUGAUGAGGAUGAUGGAGAUUCCUUUGAUCCCAACUCUCCGCUAGCAGAACAUUCCAACAAUAACUCGUACAGCUGGUGUCUGAUGCGUUUGGCCAUGGUGCAGACGGUGCUCUUCAACCUCAAGACCUUCUACCCAAUGGCAGGUCACGAUCUCUUAGAUCUGCCCGUGUGUUCGCCGCUCUGUCAUGCCGCUCUCAAGACGCUUCAGCGAUGGGAGCAGCUGUUGCUCAAAAGGCUGGAGAUUUUCGGAGGUCCUCCGUCAAAGUUCAUCUGCACGCAGCUGCUGGAUGAGAGCGUGCUGUCGGGUCCGGCUCUGCUAAGGCACAAGGCCCUGUUUGAGCCCUCCAACACACCCUUCAGGUCUCGGCGACGCUCUGCUCUGCCCGUCAAACGACUGUGGCAGUAUCUGGUCAAACAGGAAGAGGUUCAGGAGACGUUCAUACGCAACAUCUUCACCAAGAAACGAGAUCAGAACGAGGAGACUGACAGUGUGAAAUGUUCUGUGCCUCCGGAGUCCACACACAACCAGAUUGAAGCUGAUCUGGGGUUUCCUGGUGGAAAAGCUCGUAUCAUCCAUAAGGAGUCUGACAUCAUCACGGCGUUCGCCAUCAAUAAGGCCAAUCGCAACUGUUUAGUGGUCGCCUCAACCCACGACAUCCAGGAGCUGGACGUGUCUUCUAUCCUCGCCACGCAGAUCCUUACCUGGGUCGAUGACGAGAACGAGACAGAGGUCAAAGGGACGGAUGAUUUCCUGGUGGUUCACGCACGGGAAGACUUCACCACGCUGCACGGCACCACGCCCUACACCCACAGUAGCCCCGGGACGCCCAUCAACAUGCCCUGGCUGGGCGGUGUGCAGACGGGCAGAGGAGCCGCCGUGCUCAUCAAACGCAACAUCAACAACGUGAGGCGGAUGACGUCACACCCCACACUCCCCUACUAUCUGACCGGAGCUCAAGAUGGUAGUGUGCGGAUGUUUGAAUGGGGUCACUCACAGCAGAUCACCUGCUUCAGGAGCCCCGGAAACUCCAGGGUCACCAGGAUACGCUUCAACUAUCAGGGCAAUAAGUUUGGGAUCGUGGAUGCAGACGGAGCACUCAGUCUCUGGCAGACCAGCACCUCAGGAAACACUCCCAAACCCUACCUGACGCUUCAGUGUCACAAUAAGACGGCGAAUGACUUUGUGUUUGUGGGCUCGUCAUCUCUCAUCGCCACCGCAGGCCUGUCCACAGACAACAGGAACGUGUGUCUAUGGGAUACGCUGGUCACGCCAGCAUACAGUCUGGUACAUGCCUUCAGCUGCCACGAGUCCGGCUCCACGGUUCUGGCUCUGGCGUCCAAACAGCAGCUGCUGAUCAGCGGAGGCCGGAAGGGCUGGAUCAGCGUCCUGGACCUCAGUAUGAAGAUCCAGCGCCAGAGUUUCCAGGCGCACGACUCGCCCGUCAAAGCGCUGGCUGUCGACUCCACCGAGAGCUGCUUCAUCAGCGGCUCGGCGGAGGGAAACAUCAAGGUGUGGAGCAUGUCCACCCAGAGCCUUCUGCACACCUUCAGCAACGAACACGCCCGCCAGUCACUCUUCCGCAACCUCGGCACCGGCGUCAUGCAGAUCGAGACGGGUCCGGCCAAUCACGUCUUCUCCUGCGGGGCCGACGGCACCAUGAAGAUGCGUGUUCUGCCGGACGCCCUGAGCCUCUACUGCAGCGGCGUCAAGAAUGACGUCAAGUUUAUCAUGUAGCACACUCGUGACUCUUUGCACACGGUAAGGCAAGCAAUACGAGAGAGACGCUCGCUGGACGUCACCGCUCCCAUCCAAAAACGCAGGGAUUCCUGGGUAGCCGCGUCAAGCACACUGUACGAUUUCUUCAGCAUACACAGUUAACCUGAAAUAUAUCUAUAUAUAUAUAUCAGUAAAGCCUUAACUAGCCAAACUGUUGCUAAGCGGUGUUGUGAUCGUGCUCUAGACUCAAUAUAGUGAUAAGUGUCCUUAUAUUUCUACCCAUCAUCUUUCGCGCCAGACGUCCCGUCAUCAGACCACUGUCAAACGCGUGCGGUAGUUCCUGUCGUUGUAAUAAUCGUUCUAUGGGAAGGUAUUGUAUAUUACUACAGUAAGCAGUAUUUAGCAGGCUGAUAAGCUCAGCUGUAAAGCUUUAAAGCGAUAGCUCACCCAAAAAUAAAAACAGUUUUCAUUUACUCUCCCUCUUGUGGUUCCAAACCUGUACGAGUUACUUUAUUUCUGCUGAACACAUAAGAUGCUGUUUUAAAGACCAAACAGUUGCUGGCAGCCAUUCACUUCCACAGUAUUUUCCCCAUACUAUA
Molecule: messenger RNA, 9566 nt
Organism: Labeo rohita (rohu)
Lineage: Eukaryota; Metazoa; Chordata; Actinopteri; Cypriniformes; Cyprinidae
Gene: dmxl1
Product: Dmx-like 1
Exons: 45
Coding region: 169-8985 (2938 amino acids)
Biological process (GO): vacuolar acidification
Cellular component (GO): RAVE complex
Molecular function (GO): protein binding
Source: RefSeq, a predicted model, not a curated record